AAGAUCUUCCAGGGAAAACCAGAGGUGAAUUUGAGAUCUGGAAUACGACAUGAGACCUGUUUUACUUGAGAUGACCAAUUCUUCGUGGUAGAAACAUAUAAUUUAAAAUAAGCUUGUAUAUAUAUAUUUUUUUAAUCUCGGUUCAGUGCUUUUUGAACAGGUCUGGUUCAAUUGGUUUUGGAUUUUUGAAACUGAAUCAGAACCAAACAUUUUUUUUCUCUAAUCAAACGGUUUUGGAUUUUCAAGUUCUUAAUUUUCUCAACUUGAAGCCUUCACCGUUAUGAUGGUGAAAACGGAAGUUUUCUAACCACUUUUACAUAAAUUGAUAUAGAUUGAUGAUAGCCCCAUUUCAUUCCAACAUUCCCCCCCGCCCCCUCUCUCUCCACAUUUUUCACAUUCCGUCCUUCCUUCUACUCCUAAUACUCUUCUUUCGCUUAAUCGCUUCUCUCUCUCUCUUUUACUGUUUUCUUCGAUGAUUCUUUGCCCCGCAUGAUCGCCGCCGUCUCUCCACUCUCUCCACCCAAACACACUGCCGUUUUCAUUCACACCACCAACCCUUUCUCCUUUCCUCUCCAUUCAGGAGCGGAUCCGGCCAAAAUGGAUUGGAUACGGAAGAGGAUGAAUUUCAGGUGUUUUAAUAAGAGAACUGACAGUAAAGUACUCAAGGUGGAGGUUGAAAGUGGCGGUGAGGAUUUUAUGGAUGCAGCUGUUGCAGAGGCUAGGGUUUCGCCUCAGCAUCUUGUUAUCAUGGUUAAUGGUAUUAUUGGGAGUUCUGCAGAUUGGAGAUAUGCGGCAGAUCAGUUUGUGAAAAAACUUCCUGACAAAAUACUUGUGCAUCGCAGUGAAUGCAACCAUUCAAAAUUGACGUUUGAUGGUGUUGAUUUGAUGGGUGACAGGCUAGCUGAAGAGGUAUUGGCAGUUGUUAGACACAGGCCUGAGGUGCGGAAAAUUUCCUUUGUGGCUCACUCACUAGGUGGACUUGUUGCAAGAUAUGCUAUAGCCAGGCUGUAUGAAAAUUUACCUAAAUCAGCCCUUUCAAAUCUCACUGAAAAUUCCUUGGAUGAAGAGCACACAAAUUCAAUGCACUGUCUUGAGCAGCCAUGUGAAGCUAGAAUUGCUGGAUUGGAACCUGUGAACUUCAUAACAUUUGCAACACCUCAUCUUGGUUCAAGGGGAAAUAAACAGCUCCCUAUUCUCUGUGGUCUUCCUUUCCUUGAGAGAAGAGCAUCUCAGACUGCGCAUUUAAUAGUUGGAAGGACAGGAAAGCAUCUGUUCCUAACAGACAAUGAUAAUGGGAUACCUCUUCUUCUUCAAAUGGUUAAUGAUUCUGAUGGCUUAAGAUUCAUAUCAGCUUUACGUGCAUUCAAGCGUCGUGUGGUAUAUGCAAAUGCAAAUUAUGAUCAUAUAGUUGGAUGGGGAACAUCAUCAAUUAGGCGUCAAAAUGAACUUCCCAAGUCCAAUCUUCUUGUGACAGAUAAUAAAUAUCCACAUAUUGUUUAUGUGGAGAGAGAAAGAGUGGACCACAAUUCUGAUAAAAAAACUCUUGUUGUUGGAGAGCAAACAACUGAUUUAGAAGAGAUGAUCAAAGGACUGACUCAAGUACCUUGGGAACGUGUAGAUGUUAGCUUUCAUAAAAGCAAACAACGGUAUAUUGCUCACAAUACCAUUCAGGUGAAGUCGUAUUGGUUGAAUUCUGAUGGUGCUGAUGUGGUUUUCCACAUGAUAGAUAAUUUCCUUCUCUAGGCCUCUACUAGUUGGUUUCUUACAGUUGGUGAUUCUAUGAUGGAUGGGUUGCUUCUUUUUUAUGCAAUGGUCUACAUUGUGACAUAUGAAGGCAUUGCAGCAUAUACUUCCAUGUCAAUGAGGAGAUUCCAGGGGUACUGCAGAGUUGUAGCUAUCUUAAUAGGUUCGUUUGUUUGUUUGCUUUCAUCAUGUAAAUUCACUUUUCUUUAAAGGUUAUAAUUUCUUUCCAUUUUACCAAUUGGUAAGUAUAUGAUGAUUAUUCUCUUUUGAUA
This is a messenger RNA of Populus trichocarpa (black cottonwood), 2015 nucleotides long. RefSeq lists its product as uncharacterized. The transcript has 10 exons. The record is from RefSeq and is a predicted model, not a curated record. The coding region runs from base 490 to 1743 and encodes 417 amino acids. Lineage: Eukaryota; Viridiplantae; Streptophyta; Magnoliopsida; Malpighiales; Salicaceae.